This is a messenger RNA of Vairimorpha ceranae, 684 nucleotides long. RefSeq names its product er lumen protein retaining receptor. Gene Ontology annotation, cellular component: membrane. NCBI's taxonomy places the organism in Eukaryota, Fungi, Microsporidia, Nosematidae. The coding region runs from base 1 to 684 and encodes 227 amino acids. The transcript has a single exon. The record is from RefSeq and is a predicted model, not a curated record. Gene Ontology annotation, biological process: protein retention in ER lumen. Gene Ontology annotation, molecular function: ER lumen protein retrieval receptor activity.
AUGAAAUUAGAUUCCGUUGCAAACACAAUGAGAUUUCUAGGAGAUUUUGUUCAUAUUUUAAGUAAAGUUGUAAUAGCAUAUAAAAUGGAAAAAACCAAAUCAUGUUCAGGAUUAAGCUUUAAAACACAGUUUUUAUAUCUACUAGUAUUUAUUUUUAGAUAUUUCGAUAUUUUUGAAGUUAGAUUUUAUGAUUUAUUAAGUGUUUACAAUUUUGUUCUUAAGUUAACUUUUGUAAGUUUUCAAUGCAUUGUUUUUUACUUGAUUAGAAAAAAGUACUAUGCUUCUUAUGACAAAAAAACUGAUGUGUUUAAAAUAAGGACCAUUCUUAUUCCCAUUGCUAUUAUUUCCGCAUUUCUUAAGCCUUCUACAAAAGGCAUAUAUGACUUUUUAUCAGAAUAUUUAUAUGUCUUUUCGCUAAUACUAGAAAGUGUAAGUAUUCUUCCUCAACUUGUCCAAAUUCAAGAAGAAGGUGAAUGUGAAAGUAUGACUUCUAAUUUUAUAUUUUUAUUGGGUGGAUACAGAUUUUUUUACACUCUUAAUUUUAUAAUAAAAAGCCUUGCUGGUAGAAGAAUUGGUACAUUACACGUUACCACUGGUAUUAUACAAGUAAUAUUGUAUAUUGAUUUCUUUGUACUGUACUACAAGAAUGUAUUCUCUAAAAAAUUUAAACAGGAAUCUAAUUAA